AAAACCGAUUGGAAGUCAAGUGCGAUCGCGAUGUGUACAUACGGACGUUUAGAAUAAUUUAAGCAGCACUGCUUACCGGAAAAUCGCCCGAGUGUGAUGUUCGUGGUGUUCGAUGCUGUCGAGUGGGUUGGAAAAUUCACAGAGGCGCUGAAAGUGGUGCCGAGGAACUUUAUUUACUUGCACUCCCACCGUCGGGCGACCAGAAGACAGAAGGCGUCCGUGGGGCCCCCCGAGAGUGGCGAUCGAUAUCGAUCGCGCGGGCGCGCGCGUGCCUUCACACGGCACGAGGAUACGCGGCUCCACGGGGAACACGAGCGCCGCGGCAUAGGAGGGACCGAGGAGACGCGGGGCUCGGCGCCGUCGCCGUCGCCUAUCACCCGAGCCUCGACCGAAGGAGCCAGCGAGAGAGCUUCAUUAAUUAAUAUUUAUAAAGAUGGCUCUGUGGGCAAAAGCACAACAAUUGCCUCAAGAGGCAUUACAAAAGAUACGUUCCGUUUAUGGGGAGCAUUUUCCAAUCGAAGUACGUCACUUCUUGUCAACAUGGAUCGAAGAGAAAAUGUGGACUGACAUUGAACCAGACAAUCCACAGUGCGAACAGUAUAUUGCCAAUCUUAUCGAAUCUCUAAUACAAGAGUUAGAAACCAAAGCAGCUUCGUUAAAUACAGAAGAUCUCUUCUUGACCAGAUUAAAGUUAAUGGAAGCAGCCAAAAAUUUUCGUCAGAGGUAUAGCUCGCAUCCAAUUACACUUUUUAAGAUUAUCAGACACUGUUUAGUAACAGAAAUGAAUUUGGUAUCUCAAAUUGAAAAUCUUGGUGGUACUCUAAUGGACAUGGCUGGAAGUAGAGUAGGACUGAUGGUAGGUGAUGCGAUGGCAGAGAUUGCCCAGCAAUUAGAUGCUUUGAGGCGUCGAACUCAAGAAACGGGCGAGGAUCUGCGUAAAAUGGAACAAGAACAAGAAUCGUUUGCCAUUUCUUAUCACGAAUGUACAAAACUGAAUGCUCACCUGCAAAAUAUUGCAACGCAACCACAGACUCAACAGUGCAUCGACAUUGAAAAGAAAAUUCGAAGGCAAAAGGAACAACAGGAGCAACACUUAAAUCACAAAGUCACGUCAUUAUUGCAACUGCGUUUGACUCUCGCUGACAAAUUAAAGGAUACCAUUAGUAAACUUAAUCUUUUGCAAUCGAGGGUGCUCGACAAUCAGCUCAUCAGAUGGAAAAGAGAUCAGCAAUUGGCGGGGAACGGUGCCAUAUUCACUAGUAAUUUAGACACGAUUCAAGAGUGGUGCGAGAGUCUCGCCGAAUUGAUUUGGCUGAACCGACAGCAAGUGAAGGAAGCCGAACGUCUUAAGCAGAAGCUCGCCCUUGAGCCACCCGGUGUCCAGGACAUCCUCCCAGCUUUAAACUCGCAAAUCACACAACUGCUGAGCUCGUUGGUGACGAGUACGUUCAUAAUCGAGAAACAGCCGCCCCAAGUCAUGAAAACCAACACUCGCUUUACGAGCACAGUCAGGCUACUCGUCGGUGGCAAGCUUAACGUGCAUAUGACACCUCCCCAGGUCAAGGUCAGCAUAAUAAGCGAGGCGCAGGCCAACGCACUGCUCAAGAGCGACAAAACGGGCAACAAGGGCGAGGCUAGUGGAGAAAUACUAAACAAUACCGGGACAAUGGAGUACCACCAGGCGACGAGGCAGCUCUCCGUUAGUUUUCGCAAUAUGCAGCUCAAGAAAAUCAAGAGGGCCGAGAAGAAGGGCACCGAGUCCGUUAUGGAUGAGAAGUUCUCUCUCCUCUUCCAAUCGCAGUUCAGCGUGGGCGGAGGCGAACUCGUUUUCCAGGUUUGGACGCUGAGUCUGCCGGUGGUGGUGAUCGUGCAUGGUAAUCAGGAGCCACACGCUUGGGCGACGGUCACCUGGGACAACGCGUUCGCGGAGCCUGGCCGAGUGCCGUUCGCGGUCCCGGAUAAGGUGCCCUGGUGCCAAGUCGCCGAGGCCCUCAACGUCAAGUUUCACUCAGCGACGGGUCGACUCCUCACCGAGGAUAACCUACGUUUUCUCGCGGACAAGGCCUUCAGGGGCGGCACCUCCGGCUGCCAGGACUUUACGAAUCUCCUUCUCAGCUGGGCACAAUUCUGCAAGGAACCCCUACCCGAGAGGAACUUCACAUUCUGGGAGUGGUUCUACGCGGUGAUGAAGCUCACGAGGGAGCAUCUCAAGGGGCCUUGGAACGACGGCUAUAUACUCGGCUUUGUAAGGAAGAAGCAGGCCGAGGAGAUGUUGGCCAACUGUGCCUCAGGCACCUUCCUUAUGAGAUUCUCCGACUCCGAGCUCGGGGGCGUCACCAUCGCCUGGGUCGCAGACCAAACGGAAGUGUUCAUGCUUCAGCCGUUCACCAGCAAGGAUUUCGCGAUACGAGGCUUAGCGGACAGAGUCUUCGACUUGCAGCACUUGAUGUAUCUUUACCCUGACAUAUCCAAGGACCAAGCUUUCUCCAAAUAUUGCACACCGUUCCAAGAGAACCAGCCUCUGAACAACGGCUACGUGAAACCGCUGCUGGUGACUCACGUGCCCGGAUGGACAGGACCGGCGCUGGGCGGCCAGACACCCUCGCACUCGUCGGUUGUCGGCGUCGGAGGCGGCAGUCAGGGUGGACCGGGCAGCAGUUACCCGUCGACGCCCUCGAACAUGUUUCAAGCCCACAGUCCGGAUCCCUCGGUAACGAGAGACACGCCGUCUGUUGCCUCUAGCUACGCUCCGGGUCUCGGCCAGUCGGCGAGGACAAAUGCGGACAUGGACUACGUCGAGCUUAUCGGUCACGGUGACCUACCAUCCAUCGAUGAAAAUCUCAACCUGGAUCAGCUCGGUAGCUUCGGGACCUUCUCCGAAUUCAUGCAAACGUACAAUGCCAAACCUCAAUAGGUAUGUUAGAAAUCUGCGCGGGGACUACUACAAUGACGAAGAU
Molecule: messenger RNA, 2957 nt
Organism: Ceratosolen solmsi marchali
Lineage: Eukaryota; Metazoa; Arthropoda; Insecta; Hymenoptera; Agaonidae
Gene: Stat92E
Product: Signal transducer and transcription activator Stat92E
Exons: 10
Coding region: 434-2914 (826 amino acids)
Biological process (GO): signal transduction; regulation of DNA-templated transcription
Molecular function (GO): DNA-binding transcription factor activity; DNA binding
Source: RefSeq, a predicted model, not a curated record